UGAAUUCAUAAUCGACACAACAAAAUUUAAAAAUGGCACACCUAUCUUCUACUAUCAUUAUUGUUUGCUUGUUGUGCAUCACUAGCCUGCCCUUAUUUGCAUCUCAGAUACCAAAUAAAAAUAGUCUACAAAUAUACAUUGUCCAUGUUGAGGCACCUGAUGCACAUGUUGCUUCUGAAUCGGAAGAUUUGGAGAGCUGGUACCGCUCUUUUCUUCCGGCUACCACAACAAGCUCGAGUGAAGAUGAGGCGCAUCUCGUUUACUCGUACCGCCACGUGUUCAAUGGAUUUGCUGCUAGGCUUUCACCCGACCAGGUGAAAGAAAUGGAGAAGAAGAAGGGAUUCAUCUCCGCACGGCCUCAGAUGUCGGUGUCCCUGCAUACAACACAUUCUCCCAAUUUCUUGGGGUUGCACCAGAAUAUGGGGUUGUGGGAAGACUCUAAUUAUGGUAAAGGUGUGAUUAUUGGCGUGCUGGACACCGGACUGAUGCCUGAGCAUCCUUCCUUCAGCGACGAAGGAAUGCCACCUCCACCAGCUAAGUGGAAGGGCGGGUGUCAAUUCAGCCACACAACCUGCAACAACAAAAUCAUUGGAGCAAGGUACUUUAAUGCCGAGGACCAGAGCCCCCUUGACGACGAUGGCCAUGGAACUCACACUGCGGGCACUGCUGCUGGACGCUUUGUGCAAGGCGCAAAUCUUUUUGGCAGGGCUAAUGGCACUGCUGCUGGCGUUGCACCACUUGCUCAUUUAGCCAUAUACAAAGUGCUAACGGAUAACUCUGGAGGAGAAGCAGCUUUCGUUGCUGGAAUGGAUGCAGCAAUUGAAGAUGGAGUCGACGUGUUGUCGAUAUCUAUAGGCUUUCAAGAUACAACACUGAUAAAAAACUUGUAUCAAGAUUUUUUUGCAGUUGGCGCAUUCAGUGCGAUGCAGAAGGGUAUCUUCGUUAGCUUCUCCGCUGGAAACAGCGGUCCUUUUCCCUCAUCUGCAGGACACGGGGCACCUUGGGUUCUGACGGUUGGAGCAAGCACGUUGGACAGAAAAUUGAGUUCAAAAGCAGUGCUAGGAAACAAUCAAGAGGUGGAUGGUGAAUCAGUUUAUGACUUUCCACGAAAGCCCUUCCCGCUUGUCUAUGCACUCGACUGCAGGGGAAACAACAUACGAGGUAAGAUAGUUGUGUGUGAGGAUGACAGAACAGAAGAAAUUCCAAGUGGCGUUGCCGGCGUGAUUCUCAUAAACAAUGAGACAGAUGGAAACACCAUUCAAGUUGCAGCCAUCGGUGUUCCAACAACACAUUUCAGCUAUGCCGCGGGAUUGAAGAUCAAAGCUUACAUAAGUUCAACGGCAACACCCACCGCCACUAUUUCUUCCCAAGGUACUGUGAUUGGUGAUGAGCGUGCACCAGUCGUCGCUUCAUUUUCUUCCAGGGGUCCUAGCAUACCAACCCCUGGAAUCUUGAAACCCGACAUUUUAGGCCCUGGAGUCAAUAUUCUGGCAGCAUCACAUGACACUUCCAUCGAAUGGACAAUAAAAUCUGGUACCUCAAUGGCGUGCCCGCACCUGAGCGGUGUGGCGGCUCUGCUCAAGAGCGUGCAUCCUGAUUGGUCUCCAGCUGCAAUCAAGUCCGCCAUUAUGACCACUGCAGACGAUGUGAACCUCGCUGGUAAUCCAAUUGAGGACGAGAGGUUCCUCCCGGCCAACAUCUUUGCCACGGGAUCAGGUCAUGUGAAUCCAUCAAGAGCUAAAGAUCCCGGACUUGUCUACGACAUCCAGCCCCAAGAUUACCUUCCUUACGUGUGCGGUCUCAACUACACGGACAGCCAAGUGGAGGUGAUACUACAUAGGAAGGUGAAUUGCGCUGUCGAAUCGAAGAUAGCGGAAGCAGAGCUAAACUAUCCUUCAUUCUCUAUCAUUUUCAGUGGCAGAUCAACUUCCCAGGUUUACACCAGGACCGUCACAAACGUAGGCGACCCUGACUCGUCAUACGAGGUCGAGAUUUCCCCACCUACCGGAGUUGAUGUUCGUGUGGAGCCCACCACGCUCAAGUUCUCCGAGACAAAGCAGAAACUGCAGUACAAGGUUACAUUCAGCCAACUCACUUCUGCUCCGAAUACCAAUUUCGUCCAAGGAUUCUUGAAAUGGACCUCUCCCAGCCGUUCUGUUCGGAGCCCUAUUGCAGUUAUACUGUCUUAAACUACCGCUGUCAUGACCGUCGGCCUGGCGAUGGUAACCGCUCAAUCACGUCGCCAAGCCACUCUGCGCCAGCUAUCUCCAAGAUUACGCAUGAGUCCAAUUGAGUCCUUAUUUAUUAGCUUUAUUUAAGUUAAUUGUCUUGUUUCUAGUCAAGUUGAAUUGUAAGUUUCAUUUUGAGUUUUCUUCGUCUGUUCUUUCCCAAAAUGUAAAAAUAAGUUGAGCAGCAUAGGAUUUAGAUUAUUAUAAAUAGGGUAAUUGUAUUUUCACAUUACUAAUGAUCAUAUGCUAUAAUAUUUAGUUGAA
Molecule: messenger RNA, 2492 nt
Organism: Salvia hispanica
Lineage: Eukaryota; Viridiplantae; Streptophyta; Magnoliopsida; Lamiales; Lamiaceae
Source: RefSeq, a predicted model, not a curated record